This is a messenger RNA of Magallana angulata, 780 nucleotides long. RefSeq names its product ctenidin-3-like. Lineage: Eukaryota; Metazoa; Mollusca; Bivalvia; Ostreida; Ostreidae. Bases 24 to 614 code for a protein of 196 amino acids. The record is from RefSeq and is a predicted model, not a curated record. The transcript has 3 exons.
UCACGUAGAGAAAGGGACAAUAAAUGUGUCCGCGGUUAUUCGGUCAUUAUCUCCUGGGAGAGUAUAUAAAGAAGCGGGUGCAGAGGACCAAGCAGACAGGAUCAGCCGUCAGAACAGACCCACCUUUCAAAAUGCUGAAGUUUGUAUGCCUUGCCCUCUGUGUCGUUUACGCUAGCGCCACCUACAAAAGAGGUGGAUAUGGUGGCGGAUACGGAGGUGGAUAUGGAGGCGGAUACGGCGGCGGAUAUGGAGGUGGAUACGGAGGUGGAUAUGGUGGAAUAGGAGGAAUUGCUGGAUAUAGCAGUGGAUAUGGCGGUGGUAUCGGAGGCGGAUACGGUGGAUACGGAGGUGGAUACGGUAUUGAUGACGGAUUCGGAUACGGUGGUAUCGGAGGAGGAUAUGGCGGUAUUGGAGGUGGAUACGGCGGUAUCGGAGGUGGAUAUGGUGGUAUUGGAGGUGGAUACGGCGGAAUCGGAGGUGGAUAUGGUGGUAUUGGAGGUGGAUACGGUGGUAUCGGAGGUGGAUACGGAAGUGGAGGAAUCAUCGGGGGCAGUCUUGGAUACAGCAGCGGUGGAAAAUACGGACGCAGAUCCAGAGGAAAGGGAUACUAUUAAAGUGACCAAGUACACCACCUACCAGGGUCCUUGUCUCCUGUCAGCCCUAGGAGGUCCAAGCGCCUAAACUCAUUCAUCGACGUCCCGACUUGUUGUCAUGGUUUAUGUGUUAUUUCUAUUUUUAUAAAAUUGCAAUUGAAGAAAUAAAAUGUUUUAUAAAAACAUU